UAUUUGACAUACUUCCGAACUGUGUGCAAGCUGUACAUCCUGAUCGGCAUUAUGAAGUGCUUCACCAUCGUCCUGGCUGUUUGCCUUGCUGGGGCUUACGCUGCAACUCUGAACGACGAACAAAAAGCUAGACUCAAGGGAUUCAAAGAAGGCUGUAUCACCGAAACUGGCGUAAGCGCAGACGUCGUCAAUUCCAUUAUCAAGGGAGGAGAAAUCAAGCGUGAAAAAAGUCUUGACUGCUUCUCCGCUUGUAUGCUGAAGAAGAUUGGAAUUAUGCGCGAUGACGGAAGCAUCGACGUAGAAACAGCUCGCACCAAAUCCCGAACCACCAAUGUGGACGUAGCCAAGGCCGACAAGGUUAUCGACAAGUGCAAAGAUCUCGUUGGCAAGGAUACCUGCGAGACUGGGGGUAACGUUUUCGCUUGUUUUAUCGUCAGCAAAGACUUCCCUGUUUUGGAUUAGGCGAGAUUGUGAUGUUUUUUUUUUAACGAAGAUCUGCAUUUGAUUUUUCUUCAACUUUGGUUUAUGUACUGAAAUACACGAACGAAUAAAUACUUUUCUC
Messenger RNA from Phymastichus coffea, 562 nucleotides. Its product is annotated as general odorant-binding protein 56a-like. Lineage: Eukaryota; Metazoa; Arthropoda; Insecta; Hymenoptera; Eulophidae. The coding region runs from base 52 to 462 and encodes 136 amino acids. The record is from RefSeq and is a predicted model, not a curated record. Gene Ontology annotation, molecular function: odorant binding. The transcript is spliced from 5 exons. Gene Ontology annotation, biological process: sensory perception of smell.